Messenger RNA from Hymenoscyphus albidus, 3315 nucleotides. Lineage: Eukaryota; Fungi; Ascomycota; Leotiomycetes; Helotiales; Helotiaceae. The record is from the annotation of a GenBank genome assembly.
AUGGUUGAUGAAGCCGUGGUUGAUCGCGGUGAUGGAUCGGAGAAAUCUCAUUCGCGAACACGGAGCCGACCAAAUUUGAGGAUUGCUAUCCCAGAUCAAACGACGAUUGAGCUGCAAAGACAAACUUCUGCCAACGGAUCAUCUGGGUUCACAACUACAACCUUCAUGCCUUUUGUCGGGGUAGAAGAGCUAUCUCAUCAUCGGCAGGAAGAAAAGGUCUGUACUUGCCCGGAGAUCUCUCAUGUCGAUCAAGGGGAAGGCGCCAUAGUGAAUGAUACCGAGGAUGAUAUAAACGACAUCUUCCAUCUUUACACCAACCCAAACUCCACCUUUACCACACCUUCAACUGCUGGUUUCCUCCACCAGAACUUCCAACUCUUCCGGGACCUAUCUCAUUUAUCUCAACUAUCGGAACUUCAGGUUAACACAUUCAACAAUGGACACCAGCAACUAGAAGACACAUCUUCUUCAAGCAAUCAAGGAGAGAUUCACACUGAAGGCGAUAGGUUUGAGUAUUCUCCAAGUCACCUUCAAUCUCAGACCAAGACCUCACAAGAUCUAAGAGGCAACAGCGAAGGCGACCUCACAUCUAACCCUGCCAAUUUAUCUACCACAAAUCUGCCAUCUCAAAGCAUCAACCAACCCACCUCUUUCCUUUCCAAAUCAAAGAUGUCGUACAACAACUCGCCCUCCCAAAUGGAGGCUCACAUCCAAUUGCGCAUUCAGCUUGCAAUUGCUGAGAAUAACCUCGCUCACAAGACCAAAGAGGCCGAAGACAAUCAACGCUCCCUCGCGCUUGUAGCUCGAGCAUUUUGCCAACAACAAUAUCCUCCCAUCAAUUACGCCAACAAUCUCAACUUCAAUCCCAGUCUCAACCAAAAUUCUCCUCACCCAGCUAUUGCUGGUUUUCAGCACCAUGAAGCUGAAGGUCAAUCAUCCAAGAGAGCCGGUGAAGAAUAUGGAGGGAAAAGGAUUGGCCAAUUGGAACAAGAGAUUGAGACUCUCAGACGGGAGAACCGGAUUUUGAAGCUGAAGAUCAGAGAGAAAGAUGUUCAAGAGACUUCUUCUGAUGAGGGAAGUGGGAAGAUGGUACGAUUUGAUGAAAGCAAUAUCAUCGGAGCUGCAAGUCAAGGAUUCUCCAAACAUGAGCAGAAGUCAGGCGAACAGGUUGCGGGAGAGGGUGAACAUGGACAGAGUGCGAAAAACAAGUUCAACAGUCUUGAUGAACUGACGCUUGUUUCUAACCCGAACUCACCAACAAGGGAAGAAAUAAAACAACGAAUGGAAAUUGACAAUGUUGGUAUUAAAUCUCUCGACGACUUGCUUGGUCCUGAGGAUGACACGCCAAAGAAAGCCGAGAAAGCAGUUUUGCAAAAUCUGGCUGCUGAUGAAGGACUGGAGGCCACUGCUGCAGGUGUAUCGGAGGAACACAAGAGAGCCAUCGCACGAUUCAUGAACGUCCCUGAAACCAAAGUCCUCAAGACUGGCUUUGAUGGCGCCGGUACACAAGGAGGACAGUACGAGAAAAAUCUUGCGGAUGAAGACAGUGAUGGUCCUCAAAAUAGAGGUCUUGGCUACCGCAAUUUCGAUCUUCCACCAAUCAGAAUUGAAAUCAAGAGUCAAGGUGGUUAUCAGGUUUUUGACUCUCUUGAAGAGAGAGGAGAAGCCAUCAGAAACCAACGUGAUUUGGUAGGACGUAGAGAGUCUGUUGCUCCUCUGUUCUUCGCCCAUGGAGUCGCAUAUAUCCCCGGUCAGGAUGAUAGCAACUAUAUCCGUACGGUACACAUUGGCAAUCUUCCACAUGACAUUCACCUCCGAGAACUAUUAACAAGAGUUCGAGGUGGUGAUGUGGUCUCAGCUAUAUUGCUAGACACCAAAUCAAUCACCGGCGGCUCUAUGAGUGCUAUGGUCCAGUUUUCUCAUGAACUUGAUGCAGAAGAAUAUGCACGAUUUUCGGAAGAAACCUUCAUCUAUUUCGGUGAAGGUGCUGAGAAGAAGGCUGUCGAGGUGACCCUUUUGGAAUCAUCGCCUACAUAUCCCAUGCGUGGCCACAGAGUCCAGAGUAUCGAUAAUCACAAACCAACUCGUUGCCUGGCUGUCAACCAACUGCACCCUCGCCAAUUUUCGCUUCGACGUUUGGAAGUAGCCAUCGCUUGCGGCAAUUUCCAUCGUGCUGAUUCUCUCUUGGAUACUCACUUUGAUGAGACCGGCACCCUGCACUUAGAGUUUUCUAAUGUAGCUCUCGCAACGAGUGCAAGAGCCAUUCUGAACAGCUGGAUCGAGUUUCGAGGCGUGAAAGCUGAUUUCGAGGACGAUCCAUGUGCGCGGCCCGUUCAAGACUUGCUACUUCCAGUAGAACCCAGAAAGCCAUUGUGGCCCAAGGGUGGCUUCCUGGAAGGAGUGGAAGUGGAGAAGAGACCAGGACGUUUCGAUGAUCGGGAUGAGGAGAAAUGUUUUGAUUAUGGUGGGGAUGUUCUUCAAUCUGAGAUAGCCCAUGAGCAACGCAAGAGAUUGGCAGCACUGUCGAACCAAAAGGUUGAGAUCCCAACUUUUGGUGAGGGUAAUUUAAAGUCCUCUUCUUGGGCUGAUGAAGUCAAUGAGGAGCUUUCUUCUUCGGAACAAUCUUCGCCACAAGAUGAUGCUCAAUUGAUCGGUCCCGGAGCCAAUACUACUCUGAAACACAGCAUUCAUGGAAAGAGCGGAGAACAAGAUAAGCAGCUAAGACGUCGACCAGUGGGCCUUGAAGGAAGCAAGUUUGCACCACCUCAAUACGAGAAUCGAUCACCAGCAAGCUCGUCCACCGCUUCAGGCUCGGUAGCUGAAGAGAGUGGCCAGAAGAAUGAAGAGAGUAAUGAAAACGUUGCAAAAGCACUCAACAAAACCUCCAAUUCCGAAUCCUCGUUUCAGCUUUCAGAUGCGGCAAGAUUGAUGGCACAAGAGAGGGCAGAUCGAAUUAAGGGUCAUGUCAGUGGCCAACAAGUCCGGGAAGAGUUCUCCGAAGUAGCUGAGGCUCCUGUAGAUGAGAUCAAAAUGUCUGAAUUGGCGCCUCAAAUCAGCCUGGCAACUCGUGAUACUCCAGAGGAAACUCAGGGAAAGAUUGUGGUCGAGAAGGUGAAUGGAAACUCGUUGGUUCGCAAUCCCGAUGAGUUGGAGUUGGAUCUUGACUCCGAUUCUGAUUCCGCUUUUGAAACUGGCGAUGAGAACGUCAACGUCAAAGAUGCUGAUCGUCCCGUGGCCAAAAACUUUACCCCAGACAGCCCAACACUCCCAGAGAUUGUCGUUGAAGAAGUUGCCACACCUCCUAUCGAGGCUUAG